Molecule: messenger RNA, 968 nt
Organism: Etheostoma spectabile (orangethroat darter)
Lineage: Eukaryota; Metazoa; Chordata; Actinopteri; Perciformes; Percidae
Gene: cart3
Product: cocaine- and amphetamine-regulated transcript 3
Exons: 3
Coding region: 81-464 (127 amino acids)
Biological process (GO): adult feeding behavior; cellular response to starvation; negative regulation of appetite
Molecular function (GO): neuropeptide hormone activity
Source: RefSeq, a predicted model, not a curated record
GAGCGAGCAGAUGGCAGGAGUCAGAUAAAAAGGUGUUGUUGCGAGGAGGAGCGACUAUUUGAGACGGAGAAAAGGAGCACAUGCUGCCGCGCAUCGGGACCAUGCAGACCACCUCCAGGAUGCUCAGCGGCGCGCUCCUGUGCGCGCUGCUGCUGCUCUCCAGCCCCGCUGGAGCCCAAGAUUUGGACACCGAGUCCGAAGAGGAGCUGAGCCCCAGAGCCCUGCGGGACUUCUACCCAAAAGGUCCGAACCUGACCAGCGAGAAGCAGCUGCUCGGAGCUCUCCACGAAGUUCUGGAAAAGCUGCAGGCUAAACGGCUGCCUUUAUGGGAAAAGAAAUUUGGCCAGGUCCCAACGUGUGACAUCGGGGAGCAGUGCGCCGUGAGGAAAGGCGCUCGGAUCGGCAAGAUGUGCGACUGUCCCCGGGGAGCUUUCUGCAACUUUUUCCUGCUGAAGUGCUUAUGAGCCUCGCCGGAUCUGAAUGUAGCGUUGAGAUGGGGAGUUAAAGAAAAAAAAAACUGUCACUCGAUUCCUUUGUAAUUACUGUCAUAUUUUUUUAUGAUACAGCUGAGGAGCAGGUGGGGUGACUGCCCAAAACCUACGAAAAAGAGUUGGAUAUAUUUUAAAAGUAGGCUAUAUUAUAUCACUAAACCACAAGGAUGUUACCGUGAUGAUGAGGAUACCACAAAGAACCAUGACGUUAAAUAUUCAGAACCACUUUAAGUCCGUAGGAAAACCACAGGAUCAUAGUUGUGAUGUAACUCCCCAAUGCACAAUAAACUCACCUGCGGACCACAUACACACUGUAAGGUCAAUACAGCAAUAUUAUGGGAACAUAGGAUUCUUCAUCUGGGCAAAUCCAAACUAUACUGUCUUUUGAACUUGAACUAUUUUGUUUCAGAUGAAUGUUUGUGUAUCAAAUCAUGAAAAUAUUAUUAUGAAUAAACAUCAUUAUUGUUUUGUAAAGCA